AUGAAGCUUCAGGUAGCCACAGUCGCCUCCUUCGUCCUGGUGGCCUUGGCCGCGGCGGCCCAGGCCGUGACGUUCGACGCGUCGAACAAGGCGUCGGGCACCUCCGGCGGCCGGCGGUUCAACCAGGCCGUAGGCCUCCCAUACUCCAAGAAGGUCCUCUCUGACGCCUCCGCCUUCAUCUGGAAAACCUUCAACCAGCGCGCCGUCGGCGACCGCAAGACUGUCGAUGCCGUCACCCUCGUCGUCGAGGACAUCAGCGGCGUCGCCUUCACCAGCGCCAACGGCAUCCACCUCAGCGCCCAGUACGUCGGCGGCAUCUCCGGCGACGUCAAGAAGGAGGUGACCGGCGUGCUGUACCACGAGGCGACGCACGUGUGGCAGUGGAACGGGCAGGGCAGGGCGAACGGCGGGCUCAUCGAGGGGAUCGCCGACUACGUGCGGCUCAAGGCCGGGUUCGCGCCGGGGCACUGGGUGAAGCCGGGGCAGGGCGACCGGUGGGAUCAGGGGUACGACGUCACGGCGAGGUUCCUUGACUACUGCGACUCGCUCAAGCCCGGGUUCGUCGCGCAGCUCAACGCCAAGAUGAAGAGUGGGUACACCGACGACUUCUUCGCGCAGAUUCUCGGGAAGAACGUGCAGCAGCUGUGGAAGGACUACAAAGCCAAGUUUAGAGGCUGA
This is a messenger RNA of Triticum turgidum subsp. durum (durum wheat), 678 nucleotides long. The record is from the annotation of a GenBank genome assembly. NCBI's taxonomy places the organism in Eukaryota, Viridiplantae, Streptophyta, Magnoliopsida, Poales, Poaceae.